AUGUCGGACCCGUACGAGAGAGUGAAAGGAGGCAGACUCGCCUUCAAGGGCGGCGAAGUUGCCCUCUCUAGCAAAGCCAUCGCCAAGAAAAAGAAGAACAAGAAGAAGCAAAAGCAGAAGAAAUCGACACUGGACGACGGCGACGUGACGCAGAAAUUGGAGGGCGGCGAAGUCGCCGAUGCUUCAGGAGGAGAAGGAGCAGCCGGUGGCGCUGAGGUUUAUACAAUUGACGCCGCGAGGAAGAAGAAGUACGAGGAUCUCUUCCCGGUCGAGGCCAAGAAGUUCGGUUACGACCCCAAGGCCACGGAGAAGACGGUGGAGGACGCUCUCGACAAUCGCGUCAAGAAGAAGGCCGAUCGUUACUGUAAAUGA
Molecule: messenger RNA, 372 nt
Organism: Linum tenue
Lineage: Eukaryota; Viridiplantae; Streptophyta; Magnoliopsida; Malpighiales; Linaceae
Source: the annotation of a GenBank genome assembly